AUGCAAUCUUUCUUUGCAAAGUCGCAACAGGCGCAAAAGGCAGACGGCAAGAAGACGUCGAAAAACAAAGCCCCUCCUCCAUGGGUUGAAAAGUACCGUCCAAAGUCGCUGGAUGACGUCUCGUCACAGGAUCAUGCCGUGACUGUUCUCAAACGAACUCUCGGCUCAGCCAAUUUGCCACACAUGCUAUUCUACGGCCCUCCCGGAACUGGAAAAACGUCGACCGUGCUCGCCCUGGCCAAAGAGCUGUACGGACCUGAACUCAUGAAGGAUCGAGUGCUGGAGCUCAACGCGUCGGACGAACGAGGAAUCGCCAUCGUGCGAGACAGCAUCAAGAAUUUUGCGGCGCAGAAGGUGGUUGCACCCAAAGACCAUAUUGCCGAAAAGUACCCCUGUCCGCCAUUCAAGAUCAUCAUCCUGGAUGAGGCAGACUCCAUGACUACAGACGCCCAGAGUGCUCUGCGACGAACUAUGGAGACGUACUCGGCCCAGACCCGGUUCUGCCUCAUCUGUAACUAUGUGACCCGAAUCAUCGACCCGCUAGCGUCUCGAUGCUCCAAGUUCCGAUUUAGACUGCUGGACGGAAACGACGCCCUGGCCCGUCUGCGGCACGUGUCUGACGCUGAACAGCUCUCCGUGGAGGACGGAGUGCUGGAGAAGAUCCUGGAGGUGGCUAACGGAGAUUUGCGUCGAGCCAUUACCAUUCUGCAGUCAUGUUCGCGUCUCAGCGGAGAGUCUUCAGCUGCUCAAAACGACGAAGAUGGAGACGCAACCAUGGCUGAAACUAGGCCCAUCACUAUUGCCGAUGUGAACGAGACUGCUGGCGUUAUCCCCACAGAGACUCUCAAGGCCAUCAUCAAGGCAUGCAAAGACUCCAAGGGACCCAUUGGAGACACUGUGCCCGACAUUCUCGUCGCUGUCAAGGAACUGACCUACUCUGGAUGGAGCAGUGCUCAAAUCACCUCGCAAAUGCAUGACCUGAUUAUCACCGACGUGUUGAUUGAAGGUAAGGAAAAGAGCAAGAUUGCCGAGCUGCUGUCUGUCACCGACAAGCGUCUGGCUGAUGGAGCCGACGAGUCUCUGGCUAUGCUGAAUCUGAUUGUGGGUAUUGCUGACGUUCUAGGAGCAGCAAAGUAA
Yarrowia lipolytica CLIB122 is the source of this 1137-nucleotide messenger RNA. RefSeq lists its product as uncharacterized. The record is from RefSeq and is a predicted model, not a curated record. Gene Ontology annotation, biological process: DNA-templated DNA replication; DNA repair. Gene Ontology annotation, cellular component: DNA replication factor C complex; nucleus. Lineage: Eukaryota; Fungi; Ascomycota; Dipodascomycetes; Dipodascales. Gene Ontology annotation, molecular function: ATP binding; DNA binding; DNA clamp loader activity.